This is a messenger RNA of Brenthis ino (lesser marbled fritillary), 2454 nucleotides long. The record is from the annotation of a GenBank genome assembly. Lineage: Eukaryota; Metazoa; Arthropoda; Insecta; Lepidoptera; Nymphalidae.
AUGACGCAAGUGGUAGCGGUGGCGGGUGAGCCGGUGUACCUGCCAUGUGACGUCGCAACGCAGGAUGAAGAUGACGCAGUACUACUUGUUCUGUGGUAUAGAGAAGACUUGGGCACGCCUAUAUACAGCGUGGACGCAAGGGAGAAGGACUUCGGUGUUGCAGAACGAUGGUCCGAUGAAAGUGUUUUUGCCUCAAGAGCCUAUUUUCUACCCGAAAGAAGACCAGCGGAACUGGGUGUGGAUAGAGUCAGGGCGACUGACCAAGGAAUAUAUAGAUGUAGGGUAGACUUUAAACAGGCGCAAACUAGAAAUUCAAGAGUUAACCUUACAGUUAUUGUUCCGCCAAACAAAAUGGUUAUAACAGACGAUAAGGGAGACGUGAAGCAAGCUAUAGUGGGGCCAUACGUGGAAGGUGAUACUUUCACGCUCAAAUGCGAUGUGUUCGGAGGUCGGCCUCGACCAUGGGUUAAAUGGUUUAAGAAUGAAGUGGAAACAGAUACUCCGGCUACGACGUUACAAGGCAGCGGUGUUAGGGGCGUGCUAAGGGUAGGCCCUCUGACCCGAGCCGAUGUCAGAGCCACCCUGACAUGCAGGGCUUCUAAUCAUUUGAGGGCACAUCCUAUUGAAACUACACUCACUUUAGACAUGAAUUUUCCGCCUUUAAACGUUCAUAUACUUGGAUCGAAUCAGCCUUUAUCAGCGAGUAGAAGAUAUGAUCUGCUAUGCCAAAGCUCUGGGUCACGUCCGCCCGCUUCCAUCACCUGGUGGAAAAACGGACAUAGGAUAAACAACGCUAAAGAAACGCUUUCAACAGAUGGUAACACGACGACAUCUACAGUGUCCAUACAGUUGACGAAAGCUGAUGCCGGUGCGAAGCUCGCAUGUAGAGCUUCAAAUCCUCAGAUGGCGUCAAUGCCAGCGUUAGAAGAUGACUGGAUAUUAGAUAUACAAUAUGUUCCCGAGACGAUGGUUCGACUAGGCACUAAUUUAGACCCAACUAAUAUCAGAGAAGGCUCGGACGUGUACUUUGAUUGCAUCAUCAAAGCCCAUCCCUACGUUUAUAAAGUCGAGUGGAGACACAACGGUAAAACACUUCACCACAACGUGGGUCAAGGCGUCAUAAUAAGCAACCAGUCCUUAGUGCUUCAAGGCGUGGGAAGGAAGACAGCCGGUAACUACACUUGCGUCGGUUUCAACGCGGAAGGAGAUGGCGAGAGCAAGCCUUUCACUUUAGAUGUUUUAUACGCCCCAACGUGUCGCAGCUCGCAACAAAGGGUGCACGGCGUCGCAAAGCAAGAGCGCGCGCACAUCACGUGCCAAGUGGACGCCAACCCGCCUGAAGUCAGUUUUCGAUGGACGUUCAACAACACAGCAAAUAGCAACGAAGUUAGCGAUACCUACGUUUCAAGAGCAGGCACCAGUUCCACCGUAACGUACACUCCACAUACAGAGAUGGACUACGGGACGCUACUCUGCUGGGCGCACAAUAGAAUCGGGAAACAAAGGGUGCCGUGUGUGUAUCAUAUCAUUGCUGCUGGCCGACCAGAUCAAGUGCACAACUGCACAGUGGUAAAUGCUUCCCUCACGUCGUUCGGAGUUCGAUGUUCAGAGGGUUUUAAUGGAGGCAUGCCUCAAUCAUUCUUGUUAGAAGUCAGAGAAAUAGUAACACAGGAAAUAGUCGCGAACGUCUCAAGUGCAGUGCCACGAUUCACAGCCGUGGGUUUGGUUCCGGGAAGAACGUACGCGGCCGCGGUGUUAGCGUAUAACGCGAAAGGCAGAGGCGACCCGUAUCCAUUACGAGCUAGCACACUACGACCUCCUGAAAAACAUCACGUACAUGAUAAAAGCUUAGAUUUACCAAGAACUGCAUUCCAAAUGUCGGGGGCGAUGUCAGCAGCAGUAGGUGGUGGAGGGGUCCUUAUGGUCGCCCUCGUUCUCUUCAUGAUAGCAGUAAGACAAAGAUGCGCUAAGAGGAAGCCAAGAUCUGGACCACCACCAUCCCAACCAGCUUCACCAGAUAAGCUGAGAGAAAAGGAUGAUAGUGAAAGUGAUGAUAGAAACCCGGAUAUAAUACCGUCAGACACGGAUCAUAAUAUGCAGAUAACGCUACUACAAGAAACGGGUCUUGCUCACCAGAUGGACUACUUCAGACAACAGCAAGUGUCGACCAUCUCGCCGCCCAACAGCCGCGGGCCUCGUGGCAGUAUCGCGGGCGUGCGCGGGAGCAUACCCGGCUACUGUCCCUUGAGGACCGCCCCGCCCUCACAUCCGCCUUUACAUGAUAAUAAUACACAAACACCGGGUAUACCACCGCCGGCGGGGUUCGCGGGCUCUUGCACGCUGCCUCGCAAUACUGGGAGCGAACGUUGCAUCCCCAUGCAACACUUGCGCACCCUCCCGCGCACCCACCCCCACCCCCACGCACACCCCCACCCCCCAAGAGACACGCCGCUC